AAGGUAGUCAAGAACGUAAGAAAAAUGAGAGAAAAUAGCAAGGAAAAUUAAAGAGGUAGCUUUGUUUGAAGUUAAAAUGGUGACCAAAAGUGUGGCUAACUCAAUCCUGGCGUUGAGGAUAGUUGCUCUUGCAACUUCAGCUGCAUCAAUGGCCUUACUCGUUACCAACAGCUACAAAUUUCAAAACGGUGCAGAGGUCAAUUAUCAAGAAUUCGAUUCAUACAGCCUUGUGGUAGCUAUUGCAGCAAUUACGUGUGCAUAUUCUAUAGUUCAGCUUCCAUUUGCCGUAUACUAUGCAAUACGACACAAGAGGCUCAUAAACAAUGGAUUCUUGCCAAAAUUUGACUUAUAUGCAGACCAGGUAAUUAGUCUGUCUCUUGGCGUAGCCAUUGGUGCUGGUUUUGCAUUGUCUGUGGAAUUAAAGAACUUCCUGACGGAGCAUGUCAUAAAUUUGAAUAAUUUUAAUUUUAAGGGUCCAUACAACAAGCUUUUGGUUCAAGGAUUAAUUUCUUCUGCUUUCCUUCUCGUCACCUUCUUCUCCAUGGCUAUCCUUUCAUUCAUUUCCUCCAAGAAUCAACCCAGACAGCUACCCAAUCCCCUCUAAAUCCUACCUAUAUAUUGCUUCAUCAAUUUUUCCUAUCAAAAUUUAUAUAAAUGUACAAUAUUGGUAAAUGAAUGAGACAUAUGAAUAGUUUUUUGUUAA
Vigna angularis (adzuki bean) is the source of this 703-nucleotide messenger RNA. Its product is annotated as CASP-like protein 4D1. The transcript has 3 exons. Lineage: Eukaryota; Viridiplantae; Streptophyta; Magnoliopsida; Fabales; Fabaceae. The record is from RefSeq and is a predicted model, not a curated record. Bases 77 to 604 code for a protein of 175 amino acids.